AUGUACAAAAAACCUACUCAACAUCUUUUAAAAACUCUUACUUAUACUAAACCUUACCCAAGACUUUUCUCUUUGCAUUAUCAUUCCAACACUAAGAAUGAUUUGAUUACCAAUACUUCUGCUGGUAUCACAACAAAUGCAAAUGUGAAUUCCUUUACAGGUUCAAACAUUACAGCUACUAAUUAUGCCCAUACAGGUAUUCAAACUUUUACCACACCAAACACAGAUACCUUUGCUACUUCAAACACAAAUAUUAAUGCAUUUACUGACGCAAAUGCAAAUGUAUUAAAUGAAAAUACAUUGCAGAAUCCAUUAUAUCCAAUACAUCCGGUAGAGUAUACCCCUCCAAAUGAGAAUCUCGAUCCAUUCAUUGCACCUUCAUCUAUACCAUAUCUCAAGACAAUAACGAAUUUCAGGUUGUUUUCAUUAUCAAUCAUUGGUUUGUUAACCCUCCACAAAUCUAUCUUGAACCUAGUAAUCAAAUUGUUCCCAAUUAUGCCUAUUCAAUUGAUCAAAUGGUUCAUUUCUCCCUUAUACUGUGGUGGGACAAAUUUUGAAGAAGUUAAAUCUUGUCUUGAAAAUUUGAAUAAAAGAGGGAUUUCCAAUAUCAUGUUAUCUUUAACCAUUGAAAAUUCUAAUAAUAUUAAAUUGGUUAAUGAUCAAACUCAAUUAAUUAUUGAUCAGACUUUACAAUCGAUAGAUUAUGUAUUGAAACCUGCAAUCUUGGAUAAAUUAUCCAAGAUUGACCCUACUGCGUCUAAUUAUGAACAAUUAAUUAAUGAAAUCCCACCAGGUUACAUCGCCUUAAAGCCUUCUGCUAUGAUCAAGGAUUCAAAUGAUAUUCUUUUGAAUUUUAAUAAUCCAGAUUAUCAAUUGGAGAGAAAUCAAUUGAUUGAAAAUUGUUCUUUAGUUUGUCAAAAAUGUCAUGAUUUAAAUUUACAAUUAUUGGAAAAAUUCCCUCAAAGAAAGACUCCAUUUUUCGUCACCACCAUUGAUGCUGAAAAAUUCGAAUUACAAAAGAAAGGUGUAACUUUCUUACAAAGAAUUUUAUUUGAAAAAUUUAAUUCAGAUAAAUUACCCUUUAUUACUGUAGUGGGUACUUUCCAAUUGUAUUUAAAAGAUUCUCAAAAAGCUAUUGAAAGAGAAUAUACUUUGGCCAAACAAAAUAAUUACAAAUUAGGUUUGAAAAUUGUUAGAGGUGCUUAUUUACAUUCUGAAGAAAAUGCUCAAGAUAUCAUUUUUAAUUCCAAAUUUAAAACUGAUGAAAAUUAUAAUUCCAUAAUGAUUCAAAUCAUUAAAGAUCUUUUGGAAAAUAAAGAGAAUUCCAUUUAUAAUCAUCUUGUAAUUGCAUCUCAUAAUUAUAAAUCAACUUUAUUGGCAAAUAAUUUGAUUCAAUUACAAAAAAAUGAAAAUGGUAAUAUUUUUGCCAAUUUUAAUAUUAUUAUUGGAACUUUAUUGGGGAUGGCUGAUAAUUUAAGCCAUGAUUUAAUUGAAAAUCAUAAUGCCAAGAAUUUAAUUAAAUAUGUCCCAUGGGGACCUCCAAAAGAAACAAAAGAUUAUUUACUAAGGAGAUUACAAGAAAAUGGUGACACUGUUAGAAAUGAUAAUGGGAUUCAAUUGUUGAAAGAUAUUUAUAAAACAAUAUUCUAA
Henningerozyma blattae CBS 6284 is the source of this 1650-nucleotide messenger RNA. It is a transcript of the gene PUT1, whose product is annotated as proline dehydrogenase. Gene Ontology annotation, molecular function: proline dehydrogenase activity; FAD binding. Gene Ontology annotation, cellular component: mitochondrion. Lineage: Eukaryota; Fungi; Ascomycota; Saccharomycetes; Saccharomycetales; Saccharomycetaceae. Bases 1 to 1650 code for a protein of 549 amino acids. The record is from RefSeq and is a predicted model, not a curated record. The transcript has a single exon.